This is a messenger RNA of Lytechinus variegatus (green sea urchin), 3142 nucleotides long. It is a transcript of the gene nfkbil1, whose product is annotated as NF-kappa-B inhibitor-like protein 1. The coding region runs from base 187 to 1311 and encodes 374 amino acids. Gene Ontology annotation, molecular function: protein binding. The record is from RefSeq and is a predicted model, not a curated record. Gene Ontology annotation, biological process: canonical NF-kappaB signal transduction. The transcript is spliced from 6 exons. NCBI's taxonomy places the organism in Eukaryota, Metazoa, Echinodermata, Echinoidea, Temnopleuroida, Toxopneustidae.
AUGUCGCGUUUAAGUCCACGACACACGCGCGAAAGGAUUGUCGAGAUUCGUCACAAAUUAAUAUUGCGAGGCACUUGUAAAUUUGGCAAUUGGUCGUCUGCUCUUAGUCGUGUGAAGACAAAUCUAUUUAUUGCUUGCUGUUGAAUACAUUUGGGUUUUUUCGAGCCGCGUUGGCUUAAACUAGCCAUGGGGAAAUCUACAGAGGAGAAACUUCUGGACUAUAUCAGGGAAGGGGAAGUUUUAAAAGUGAAAUCAUACCUUAAGAAACAUGCCCUUCUUGAUCUAAAUCAAAUUCGACACCGGGAUCAGCUCCAUCGGACGCCGCUUCACAUUGCCUGCGCUGCCGGGCACGAGAAGAUUGUUCGGCUGCUGAUGAGACUCGGGGCAAGCUCAGAAAUUCAGGACUCUAAGGGGGAUACCCCACUUCAUCUGGCUCUAAGUCGUGUUCUGCAUGGUGAUGAAUAUGCCUUUUCAGAGCUUGUCAUUCCCAUCUUGGAGAAGAGUGAUCGUAAUGUAAUCGAUAUGAGUAAUGACAUCGGAUUCACACCCCGCCAGAUGAUGAAUGAAUCGAACAACAAAUGGCAGUUUGUUACCAUGACGGAUUUGGAGAGUCGUUUGAGCCGAAGACACGAUGAGAGUAAACACGAGAAAGAACCACAGUGGAAGACAGUCAAUGAACAUCUUGAUGAAAAGGUUAUGUGGGAACACGACUGUUGGGAAGAUUACGCCGACCAUGACUGCGAGUCCUUCGACGCCUGGGCGAACCGGAUAGCCCAGGAGAUCCGACGAAAACACCAGGAGGAAGAUAAAAAGUACAAACCCCAAGGCCCCAAGGUCCAUCACAAUGUUCGGCUCCAGAGGGAGUACGUACCAAGACCUGAGGCCAAGCAGGAGACACAAUGGAGAAAACAGGAGAUUCAGAUGCAACGACAGAAGAUCCGCCGCAUCGAACGUGAACGACAGAAGACCCUGAAGCAGAAGCAUUCCUACAUGAAACUCUGCGACAAGGUCUUCCACGAAAUGGCCAACGAUCUCCUGCGGUACCGAGACAUACCUUGGCCGUGCCCCUCAGGCAAGGUGGAGAACAUGAUCAAGGUUCUCCUCUGCGAUGUAGACGUGACCAACAAGCAGGAGCUUCGGCGAUUCAUCAAGGCGCAGCAGCUUAUAUGGCACCCUGAUAAGUUCCUGCAGCGUUGUGGACAGCGACUGGUGCAGCGGGACAGGCAACAGAUCAUCGCCAAGGUCACAGAGUUGGCACAAACCUUGAACCAGCUCUAUGACAUUGGAACUCUACCCAAAGGUCUUCUCUAGUGGCAGGUUGUGAACAUUGCAAGGGCGAAUUCUCUUCCUCCAAAGCUGUUCAGUGGGUCUGAGGUGAUUCUUCUUCGCGAUGAUAUAUCAAACUUUUUUUCUGCAUCGUACCCCUUCGUAUGAGAACAUCUUGUAGUAUUGUUGAAAGACGGGUGAUAGAAAAACAGUGCUUUCGCUUCUCCAGAUUGUCACAAUUUUCCGGGAGUUAUUGAGGUUUUCAAGAAUUCCAUUAUUGACAAAUAUCUAGGAUCUCUCAAGGAUGUUAGGUCCAGAGACUCAUUAUGUACAAACAUGUUAUAUUCUUAUUCUGUAUAAUGUGCCUUCUAUUAUUGGGGACGUGCUUGCAUAUUGUGCUACUAAUAUUACAUCUACUCUAUCAGCUGGAUCGGUGCCAGUUGUACUUUUUUAUGUUUAAUGACGUUAAUCAAAUUAUUUAUUAGCUUUAUAACCAAUUACCAGAAGCAUGCAUAGUUUAUGGCCCCGUGUUAGUGUCUGGUAAAAAAAAACAUAAAUAGCUAUUCCAAGUAUGGUAUAUCCAUGGUACAAUACACCAUAUUUAUCGAAGUUUGAUUUAAGAAGACAAGACCUUGUAACACAACAUACUAAAAUACCUGGUAUUAUACACCCUAUCAACGAGGCUUUAAUUGCUUGUUUUGCGAACAUAGAUGUAUGGGUGAUUUUAAUAACAUUUCCCUGAUAUUCAGUUUCUCAUUACAUGUAUUUGUAAAUUUGAUAAUAAAAAAUUUACAUCCAUUAAGUUACAUAUAGAUAUUUCAACUGUCGUAGACAUGUUUUGAUAAUUAAACCCGAAAUAUUGAGUGCAUAGUUAUCGAUGGUAUUUGUGAACACGUAUGCGGCAGUCACAUCGGUGGAACCGAUUACAAACCAAUUAAACAAAGCUUUUCAGUGACAUACCAUCGGUCGGUUUUGGAAUCGGUUUCGUUGGUGUAACUGCCCUCGUUGCGGAAUUGGGUCUCCACGACACCUUUAAACGAACGAGUUUUUGAUGGGUUAUAUAGAUGACCUUAAGAAGUUUGACGUUAUCAUGUCUUCAAUCUCACACGUGAGCGUUAGGAGAAAUGUGUUGAAAUGACUUCAAACUUCUCGAUGGAAAUCUCUUUUUAUGAACCAUAAUUUAUUUAUCCUCAGUGCUUUCAGAUUACUUGCGCAGAUAUACUUUUGUUUUCUCAGAAAUCCAUCGUAACGUUUUGAAUUCAUUGUGUCAACAAUUCGGUACAAAACAUGCAAAAUGUCUUUAAAUUAUAAAAAAAAUCUUCGUUUAGAAAAGGUUGAAUUCACAUAAAGUCAAGAUUUUGUUAUAUUUAUUUUCAUAUCGUAGAGUAAAUCAUUUAUCUCUCUUUUUUCUCCCUCUUUUGAGACUUAUUUGACAUCUUUUAAUCAAUAGAAUCACCAAGAAUGUUUAAACAUAAUUCUCUAAAGCACAACGCUUUGUGCAUCUAGUACUCACACUACAUAAAGGUUACAUACAGAUUUGCUCAUAUUCAAUACAUUUAUACAGUAAUCCAUAUUCCCCUUUGCCGGGCCCAUUCUCAUUCCCCUACCUUUACCCCAGAGGGGGCGAGCGAUACCUAAAAUACACCCUCGUCAGAGGCGGAAGUACAUUUUUAGGCUAAAUCAAGCGGUUACACCUAUCACUUAAGCGAAACUAUAUUCGGGAGGACUUUAGACGUCAUCUUUGAGUGAAAUAAAAGCCCUCUUCAUUAAAGUGUGCUAAGAAGGGAUGAUAGUGGUGAUAUAUUUGUACGGGGCGUGCACAGGAGAUCCCGUCUAUGACGUCACGUCUUCUUGAUAUGAUUGAAUGAUUGAAAUG